AUGGCUGAAGUUUUGCAGAAAUCCGGUGUCAUCUACGGCGACGACGUCAAGAAGUUGUUCGACUACGCCCAACAAAAAGGCUUUGCUAUCCCAGCCAUCAACGUCACCUCGUCCUCCACUGUCGUUUCUUCUUUAGAGGCGGCCCGUGACAGCAAGUCGCCCAUCAUUUUGCAAACCUCGCAGGGUGGUGCCGCGUACUUUGCCGGUAAGGGUGUUUCCAACACGGACCAGAACGCGUCCAUUGCCGGCUCCAUUGCCGCCGCCCACUACAUCAGAGCCAUUGCGCCAUCCUACGGCGUGCCCGUGAUUUUGCACACGGACCACUGUGCCGCCAAGUUGUUGCCAUGGUUCGACGGCAUGUUGAAGGCCGACGAGGACUUCUUCGCCUCCCACGGCACCCCCUUGUUCUCCUCGCACAUGUUGGACUUGUCGGAGGAGACCGACGACGAGAACAUUGCCACCUGUGUCAAGUACUUCUCCAGAAUGGCGCGCAUGAACCAGUGGUUGGAGAUGGAGAUUGGUAUCACCGGCGGCGAGGAGGACGGUGUCAACAACGAGGACGUCGACAAGGAGUCCUUGUACACGCAGCCCGAGACGGUUUUCGCGGUGCACAAGGCCUUGGCCCCGAUCUCCCCCAACUUCUCCAUUGCCGCGGCCUUCGGCAACGUGCACGGUGUGUACAAGCCAGGUAACGUUGUGUUGAGACCCUCCAUCUUGGGCGAGCACCAGCAGUACGCCAAGGAGCAGAUCGGCACCGACAACAAGCACCCAUUGUACUUGGUCUUCCACGGUGGCUCCGGCUCCACCCAGAAGGAGUUUGACGUUGCCAUCAAGAACGGUGUCGUCAAGGUCAACUUGGACACGGACUGCCAGUACGCCUACCUCGCCGGUAUCCGUGACUACGUGUUGAACAAGAAGGACUACUUGAUGAGCCAGGUCGGCAACCCAGACGGCGAGGACAAGCCAAACAAGAAGUACUUCGACCCUAGAGUCUGGGUCAGAGAGGGCGAGAAGACCAUGUCCGCCAGAAUCACCGAGGCCUUGGACAUCUUCCACACCAAGAACCAGUUGUAA
Metschnikowia bicuspidata var. bicuspidata NRRL YB-4993 is the source of this 1074-nucleotide messenger RNA. RefSeq names its product fructose-bisphosphate aldolase (gene FBA1). Gene Ontology annotation, molecular function: fructose-bisphosphate aldolase activity; zinc ion binding. Lineage: Eukaryota; Fungi; Ascomycota; Pichiomycetes; Serinales; Metschnikowiaceae. Gene Ontology annotation, cellular component: cytosol. The transcript has a single exon. The record is from RefSeq and is a predicted model, not a curated record. Gene Ontology annotation, biological process: glycolytic process; gluconeogenesis. The coding region runs from base 1 to 1074 and encodes 357 amino acids.